Messenger RNA from Triticum aestivum (bread wheat), 1386 nucleotides. RefSeq names its product NADH-ubiquinone oxidoreductase chain 6. Lineage: Eukaryota; Viridiplantae; Streptophyta; Magnoliopsida; Poales; Poaceae. Gene Ontology annotation, molecular function: NADH dehydrogenase (ubiquinone) activity. The transcript has a single exon. The record is from RefSeq and is a predicted model, not a curated record. Bases 279 to 1022 code for a protein of 247 amino acids.
UCUUUCAAGAAUGCAUGGCUUCCUCCUAUUCCGCUUCAACAGAAGCCCUUAAAAUCCUGCUGCUAUGGCAGCAAGGGUUAUCCAUUUCAUAGGCGAGGGUGGGGGAGAAGCAAGCCGAACCUCUGAUCGACCCGGACACGUCAAAAAUUCUCGGCGCCGAGAGAAAGACGAGAUUCAGUAAGUAAUUCAGUGAGUGCUUUCUUUUAUAAGAAGAGCGUCGGCUUGGAAGAAGAAAAUGAAAUACGAACAACCGCGCUGGUUGUAAUAGAUCGACUUGAAUGCGUCUUCUUGCUCCAGCAUUCAAGUUCCAUUUCAAGGGAGGACGACGUACCAUGAUACUUUCUGUUUUGUCGAGCCCUGCUUUGGUCUCUGGUUUGAUGGUUGUACGUGCUAAAAAUCCGGUACAUUCCGUUUUGUUUCCCAUCCUAGUCUUUUGCGACACUUCUGGUUUACUUAUUUUGUUAGGUCUCGACUUCUCCGCUAUGAUCUCCCCAGUAGUUCAUAUAGGAGCUAUUGCCGUUUCAUUCCUAUUCGUGGUUAUGAUGUUCAAUAUUCAAAUAGCGGAGAUUCACGAAGAAGUAUUGCGCUAUUUACCAGUGAGUGGUAUUAUUGGACUGAUCUUUUGGUGGGAAAUGUUCUUCAUUUUAGAUAAUGAAACCAUUCCAUUACUACCAACCCACAGAAAUACGACCUCUCUGAGAUAUACGGUUUAUGCCGGAAAGGUACGAAGUUGGACUAAUUUGGAAACAUUGGGCAAUUUACUUUAUACCUACUAUUCCGUCUGGUUUUUGGUUUCUAGUCUGAUUUUAUUAGUUGCUAUGAUUGGGGCUAUAGUACUUACUAUGCAUAGGACUACAAAGGUGAAAAGACAGGAUGUAUUCCGACGAAAUGCCUUGGAUUCUAGGAGCCAUAUAAUGAACAGGACUAUUUCUCCUUUUGGCCAUAGCCAUAGAAGAAGCUUCUCCUCCGGAGCGGGGGGACCGCCUGACAAUUACAAAGAAACCUUUAAAAUGUGGAUUUAGUGCUCAGAAUAUAAGGAUUUCCCUGGCUUAAAAUGCAAGAUAGACAGACUUCUUGCAUUCCUUGAGCCUGGGGAGAUCCUAUUCAUGGUAAACACGUUCCCCCGGGACUUUCCUCUGCUCGAGAUCUUAGAACCCCAGGAUAUCCGAAAUAUAAUUGCUCACUCGCACAAGCAGUGGAAGCCACCCAAAAAGGGAGGCUAGUAAUUUUUUUUGGUAGGUUUGUAUUGUUUCUCGAAUUGGUAGGUUUCUCGAAGUAGUUUUAGUAGGUUUCUCAGGAAAUAGAGAUGCCGAGGCCCCUACUUACCUUAUGGGUAGGUAGGGGGAAGGAAGAGUGGGUCAGAGGGCUUCCUUCACAGUGCAUACC